UCCACGCGUGGGGCCUUGUCUGCGCCGCGGCGGGGCCGGAGUCCUGAGGCCGGGGAGGAAAGGCGCCGAGUCCCGAGCGCCGCCCGCCUCCCGCCGCCAUUUUGUACCGGGAGAGGGCGGUGGCGGCGGGAGGAGAGCUCCCCUGGGGCCGGGCUUGGGCCCCGGGCGGGGCGGGGCGGUGGCUGUUACCGUCUGGGAGGACAGAGGUGGGGUCCCGAGGUUGGCGGCCGCGUGAUGCUCGGGCUCCCCGCCGCGCCGCUUCGAGACUUCGGCUGGCCGGUCCCUCGGCCGCGGUGUCCUGCAGUGCCACGCUGGAUGCAGCCCGCGACAGUAUGGGGAAAACUAAGGCUCGGAGUGGGGAUGAGAUUCGCCUAGAGACCCUCAGUGAGGUGGUGGCAGUAGGACUCAGGUCUUAUUCCGCCAAUGCAGCGCCCUUUUCUCCGGGCCCCUCUGCCUCACCUGCCAAAGGAAGGAGCUGAGGUUAGAGCUGACUAAGAAGUAUACGGAAAUCAAGUCAUGGAUCCACCUGCACGUAAAGAAAAGCCCAAAGUUAAAGAGCCUGUCAGCAGAAUCGAGAAGGCCAAGCAGAAAUCAGCCCAGCAGGAGCUGAAGCAGAGACAGAGAGCAGAGAUCUAUGCCCUCAACAGAGUCAUGACAGAGCUGGAGCAGCAGCAGUUUGAUGAAUUCUGUAAACAGAUGCAGCCUCCCGGAGAGUGAACCACCCCUGCGUUCACACUAGCUGGGACCCUGGAAGCUUUGUUUAUGAACGUGUUACCAGUUUGAAGCUGAGAUGGCCCAUUUGGCGCCUUACACAGCUAGACAAGAAGAGAUUUGUAUUAUUCCUGAAACUGGGUAAAUCAGAACUUCCUGUAUGUAACUUGCUUCACUAGUUCCUCCAAUCUGAAUUGGCCCAUUACUUGCUGAAGAGACUUCUUCUAUUCUUCCAAGACAAUACUUUUUUUUUUUAAACUUUUUCUAUUGUUUGAAAAAAAUAGUGUUUCUUCUGAAACUGUAAACCUUCUCCAAAAAUACAAAUAAAAUACUAAUAAAAUGUU
Capra hircus (goat) is the source of this 1055-nucleotide messenger RNA. RefSeq names its product small vasohibin binding protein (gene SVBP). The record is from RefSeq and is a predicted model, not a curated record. Gene Ontology annotation, cellular component: apical part of cell. The transcript has 4 exons. Gene Ontology annotation, biological process: protein secretion; negative regulation of protein ubiquitination. Lineage: Eukaryota; Metazoa; Chordata; Mammalia; Artiodactyla; Bovidae. Bases 517 to 717 code for a protein of 66 amino acids.